Molecule: messenger RNA, 816 nt
Organism: Uncinocarpus reesii 1704
Lineage: Eukaryota; Fungi; Ascomycota; Eurotiomycetes; Onygenales; Onygenaceae
Exons: 1
Coding region: 1-816 (271 amino acids)
Source: RefSeq, a predicted model, not a curated record
AUGGUAAAGGAGCGCAUAUACAGGUUCAAACCUGGCUCCAAGAGAAUGCAGAUGCGCGAGUAUUUCGGCUUGAUAAACUCCGAUUGUCUCCAUUGGCAGACGACCAUGUUUGUUUCCACCGAGCCCAUGGCGCUCUCUGAGCUGGUCGAGAUCUCCAAUGUUUCCAGUUUAGUCUUCUUGGGAGUAACUACACCUCACCCAGGCCGGCCGCGAAAUUUUGAUGACCGCCCAAUCAGUACGGUCACUGACCGUGUGAUCAAGUCCUGGAGCGAAAGAGCCCGUGCUGGCAAGGGGUUCAGAUACCUCCGCGACAUGGUUUUGGACCGUCAAUCUGAACUCACCCACAAUAUCUUUUCUUAUUUGGAUGCCUUUCCGGCUUUAUCCGUGCUAGUUCUAAGCGGAUGUCCGCAUAUCGAUGAGGAAGGCAUUCUGAAGGCCGGAGCACAGUAUGGAUGGCAAGCCAGCUCCUUGGAUCCCCAGUAUUAUUCUUUCGAAAGUCUCAAGGCCGGCCAUAUCGGCAAACGAGGGCCCAAAAGCUUGCUGGAUCGCUUCGGAAGUGAAACGACACAUGACAGGCUUCCGACUUUAUAUUUUCAUUUGGGAAACACCUCUCUCAAUUCUUUAUCUGACCAGCCGGACAUAUACCUUUUCUACAGAAAGCCAGGAAGUCCCAGCGGGAAGCAGGAAUUCACCGAAAAGGCGGCCAAUGUGUUGGGAGCGGAUCCCCCAUCGAGGACGGGCAAAUCAAUUCGAACACUGAAGGUUAAAGCUUCUAAAGAGCAGGAUAUUGUUGGGCUGCUUGCAGGCUUCAACUAA